Messenger RNA from Nilaparvata lugens (brown planthopper), 5003 nucleotides. Its product is annotated as anoctamin-4. The coding region runs from base 32 to 3358 and encodes 1108 amino acids. The transcript has 22 exons. The record is from RefSeq and is a predicted model, not a curated record. Gene Ontology annotation, cellular component: plasma membrane. Gene Ontology annotation, biological process: chloride transmembrane transport. NCBI's taxonomy places the organism in Eukaryota, Metazoa, Arthropoda, Insecta, Hemiptera, Delphacidae. Gene Ontology annotation, molecular function: chloride channel activity; protein dimerization activity.
AUUUUGAGGUUAAUUUUAUAGAUAAUGUUCAAUGUGCAUGUUAGGAGCUUGCAAUGUUGGAAGUGAGUUCAUGAAGAACUCUGUUAAAUCAACAAACAACGACAAACUCAAAUGUUCAUCUAUCAAUGUUCGAGAAGACAACAUUAGUAAAAAUGGCACUGAAUGUGAGGAAGCGUGGCUCAGAGAUGUGCAGAGAAAAUUGGCAAAAUAUCAAGAUAGCAAUAGCGCGAUUCCCGUAUCCACGACUGAAGGCAUGAAGAGAAAACUUGUCAACAGAACUAGCUCUGGGAAAGGCUCUCAAGAUGCCGAUUCAUUAUCUGAGGGAACUGGAAUUGAGCUGACAGCCACAUCCAGCCAGCAGACAUUUGAAGAAAGUCUACCAACUGAAGACGAGUUUACCCCUGAAGAUAUGACCAAUAUGGAACGACAUCGAGUGGCCGCAAUGCCCACUAAUCUGCCAGAUGUGGAUCACACUCAACCCGCUAACACAAAAGGACGGAGAAUGUUGAAUUGGAAUUCGUCGUACUUCCAUAAUAUACCAGGCACGCCCUUGCCUGACAGUCAACCAACUGAUUCAAGCAUUCCUAUAAGUGAAAGCGAAGAAGAUGAAGUGGAAGAUACAACGGGGGGUCUUGCAACUAUAAUCAACUGUGAAGGUGCAAAGAUACCUGAUAAAGAUAACCUAUUCUUCCGAGAUGGCAGGAGACGGAUAGACUUGCUUCUUGUUUACGAGGAGGAGGACAUAGAGGAGGUUGGGGUGUUAUCAGAACAGGAAACUGUUUUUCAAGAGACAAGAAGACAGUUCCACAAGAGUCUAGAAAAAGAGGGUUUGGAACUCGAGCUUGAAGGAAAGCAGAAUUCUUUCGAUCAGAAAACAUAUUUUCUCAAGAUUCAUGUACCUUGGAAAGUGAUGAGGCGAAUGGCGGAAGCAGUCAAUUUGAAAAUGCCUACCAAGACCUUCAAGCGCAUAAUACGAGCAGAUUCUCCUGACGAUGACUUAAACUCAGAUUCAACCUCGGUUAAUAGACACAGACGGAGGUUUGUGUCAGUAUCAGUCAAAGCAUGGGAUGCUCAAGUUUCGGAUGAGAAAUCGCAAGAGCCACCUAAAAUUAGCUUCCCACUGCAGAGCGUGUUCGAGUUGGAUCCCAAAGUCAUAGCCAGGGAGCCAUCCUUCCUCGAGGCUACUCACAGUGAUACCCACGAGGAUCAGUUUGUUAUAAAAGAUAGAGAAAACUAUUAUACAUCAGCACAACGAAGUCAAAUCGUGUGGCAAAUUCUUCUUCGAGCGAAAUAUGACGAUGAUCAAAAAGCAGGGAUCAGAAAACUUUUGAAUAAUGGCACAUACAUCACCGCUUUUCCCCUGCAUGAGGGCAGCUAUAACCGAGACUCCCCAAAUGGAAUCGUCUACGAUAGAAAAUUGCUGUACUUGGAAUGGGCCCGCCCAGGCAGAUGGUACAAACGACAACCCUUGUGGUUGGUCAGAAAAUAUUUCGGGGACAAAAUAGCGCUUUACUUCGCCUGGUUGGGUUUCUAUACAGAAAUGCUUAUACCUCCAUCUAUUGUUGGAUUACUCUGCUUCCUCUAUGGCUUAUUCUCUAUGGACUCAAAAGACAAUAUUCCUAGCAAAGAGAUAUGUGACAUGAGUGUAGCUGGGAACAUAACUCUGUGUCCACUCUGUGAUAAGGUAUGCAACUAUCAGAAAUUAGGCGAUUCUUGUGUUUUCGCCAAGGUCACAUAUUUAUUCGAUAAUCGAGCUACUGUCUUUUUCGCUAUCUUCAUGUCCUUCUGGGCCACAAUGUUCCUGGAACUGUGGAAGAGGAAGCAGGCAGUCAUAGCUUGGGAAUGGGACUUACAAAAUGUGGAAGAAGAUGAAGAACCACGUCCUGAAUAUGAAGCAUCUGUGAAAACUUUCAGAACGAAUCCAGUGACCAGGCAGAAAGAACCCUACAUUCCCACAUGGAACAAAGCUCUUAGAAUAUUCGUCACAGGGUCAACGGUUACAUUUAUGAUUUUGAUUGUUUUAAGCGCAGUAGUGGGCACUAUCAUUUACAGAAUCUCCGUGGUGACAGUAAUCUAUGAAGGGGGCAACAAAUUUGUUAAACGGCAUGCUAAAAUAUUCACAACGAUAACAGCUGCCCUUAUCAACUUGGUGAUUAUAAUGAUUCUGACCAAGAUUUAUCAUCACCUAGCAUUGUGGCUGACGACGAAAGAGAAUCCUAGAACACAGACCGAAUAUGAAGAUAGUUAUACUUUCAAGAUAUUUGUCUUUGAGUUUAUGAACUACUAUUCUUCUCUUAUCUACAUCGCAUUUUUUAAGGGAAGAUUCUUCAGCUACCCUGGUGAUACGGUCGCAAGAAAAAGCAAGUUAUUGCGGCUGAAAACGGACGUAUGUGAUCCAGCUGGAUGCUUAUCAGAACUCUGCAUACAGCUUGCCAUAAUUAUGAUAGGAAAGCAAUGUUUCAACAACUUCCUUGAGCUCGCUUAUCCGGCAAUUUAUAAUUGGUUGAGAUACAGAACACAGAGGAGCAGAACGAAAGAUAUUACACGAGAAUAUACGAGAUGGGAAGAAGACUAUCAACUGCAGGAUCCAGGCCGUUUGGCUCUAUUUGAAGAAUACCUUGAAAUGGUGAUCCAAUACGGUUUUGUAACUUUGUUCGUGGCUGCAUUUCCACUGGCUCCCCUGUUUGCACUGCUCAAUAACAUUGGAGAGAUCCGAUUGGACGCUUACAAAUACGUGGCCCAAUCACGGAGGCCGUUAGCUGAGCGGGUAGAGGACAUUGGAGCCUGGUAUGGAGUUCUUCAAGCGGUCACUUACUGCGCUGUUGUAUCUAAUGCAUUCGUUAUCGCUUACACCAGUGAUUACAUACCUAGAAUGGUCUACACUGUAGUAUAUUCCAAAACACACGAUCUAACUGGGUAUAUUGACUACUCUUUAUCAGUUUUCAACACAACUCACUACACAGAAGAAAUGAGAAUAGACAGAAAAUUAUCGGAUAAGGAGCCAGAUACAUGUCAAUAUAGAGGGUACAGGAACGGACCCGAUCAUAUAAAAGAUCCAUAUGGACUAUCUCCAGAGUACUGGCAUGUUUUUGCUGCAAGGCUUGCUUUCGUUGUUGUUUUUGAGCAUUUAGUGUUUGCACUGACUGGAAUCUUGGCCUACGUCAUUCCUGACGUACCAGCCCAGGUCCGGACCCAAAUAAAGAGAGAGAGACUGUUGGCCAAAGAAAUGAGAUACCAGCGCGGUAUAAAAGGGGAUGAUCUGGAUGAUCUCAUUCAUACUCCCAGCAAAGUGAAAGAUGUCAUCAGGCGAACCUCUCUAGAUAGAAGACUCAGCCGAAAUAGUUUUGGCAAAAGAUAGUAUCACAACAAUCAACUACCGACGUUCAUAAACUAAUAAGUGACCUCUACGAAUCAAAAUGAACUUGCUCGAAAAUACUUUAAUUCCAACAAAUUGUUUAUUGCAAUUUGAAAGGUUUACUUGUAUAGUCUAUCUGAAAUUCCUUUUAUAAAGUAUGAAAAUGUUAUGACUGCACUUUUGUGUAGUUCCACGCCUUCUACAAAAAUUAGUUCAUUGAAGAGAAAUUAAAUUAAAAUGAACUUUAUUUUGCCUUUGAAUAAUACAACAGUAAAAUUCAAUCAUGGUUUCAGAAUCAUACAAGCAGCAAUUUUUCAUAGACGAUGCCAGUUUACAUUUAUUCUGAGUAUACAUUUUAUAAUACAGAGGUAUUCGUGGCUAUUUAUAAUAUAGGCCUACCUCCGGAUAAAUCUCAUUCAUUCAUUUAUUUAUUUGUUAACAUAAUUACAAACAGGCAAUUUACCAAUAUUAAUCAAAAUAAGCAUACAUUUGGAAUUAUAAUCUUAAACAUAUCAAUAUAACAAAUCAAAAUUAACAUAUUCUGAUAAUAUAUAAAUAAAUGUCGCAUCCCUCUUUAGGCAUAGCUUGUGUUGAGGGAUGAUGAUCUCUCAUUCACUUGCACAUAUCGCAGUUCUAAUUUCAUCAAUGUUUUUUUUUAGUUCCUUUCAAGUAUAUUGAUGGGGUUGAUGUCUAUUAUAUUUUUUGAAAAUGAUAACUCCACUUGAAGAUGAGUUUGAAGUUAAACUACCUAUUUUUGUAUAUUUAUAAUUUUCCAGUGGUUUAUUUAUUGUUAUUGGUUGUUUUUUUCAUGUUAGAAGCUGGUUUUCGUUCGAAGACAUGUCCUUUCACACAUGCUCGACACACUUAUCCUGUCGUUAGUGGCCACCCUUAGUAGGCCUAGAUAUAAUCAACAAAUACUUGGGAACAAAUCGGAAUUAAAAGUGAUAAUUGACCAGUAAUUUCAACAAUUUUAAGUUAAUUUGUAGCCUACAUUCCAAAUAGGAUAAAAUGUGGCUAGAAGGGGAAAAGUAGACAAGAAAAUCUAUGGAUAAUAGAAUAGAAUGACUUAUAUUUGAUGAGGUGACGAAGUUUGGACAAUAAUGUCCACUCUACCAAUUACCCCCGUUAAUAAUGGGGUAACAAGUAAGAAAUGUCUAUUAUAGAUAAGGAUAUAUCUCCUGAUUCUUAUUUCGAGAGUUAGUAAAGUGAAGAAAGUAAAAGUUGAAUUCAAAAGCAAACUAUUUCAUAUUCCUGCAGGAAAUAAUUAUUCUUCAAUUUCAAUUUAAUAUUUCAGUAGAUAUACAACUCUAUUCAUAAACCAUGUUUAAAUUGAAUUGCUAUUUUUAUUUUUCUCCUAUGCUCUAAAUGUUACUCUCCAUGAUUACGCGAUAGUAUAAAGGUGCGUACAGACUUAUGCGCCACGAACACAUUUAUUUUUUCAUCAGCUAAUGCUAUGAUUAUUGUAUCUGUAUUUAUCUUAUUGUUUCUGAACAAAUGAAAAAUAAUAAUUUAUAAUAAUCAGGAGUAUGUACGCACCUUAAUAUUAAUUUGUAGUUUUCUACAAAAGAGCUUUAAAGAGCUUUACAAAGAGCUUGUAACUUUUUGGUAUCACUGCUAUAAUGUAAGCCUAGGUAAAUAUAUAUAGGCU